AUGUACUGGCGCAUGCUAGCCUACAACGGCGCCCAAUUUUUCUUCACUAUCGUCCUCGCUCUCCUCAUCGGAGCCGUGUUCUUCGGGUUUGGGCGAAACCAGGCGUCGCAGCAGCAGGUGGUGAACGUGAUGGGUGCGCUUUACACCACCGCGCUUUUCCUCGGGUGGAGCAAUCUGGCCUCUAUCCAACCCGUGCUAGCCGUUGAGCAAGUCAUUUACUAUCGGGAGUGCGGAGCUGGGAUGUACGGCCCAGUGCCGUACGCGCUCGCGCAAGGAAUCAUCGAGCUUCCUUACAUUAUGGUUCAGUCCGUGCUGUACUCCUUAAUAACUUAUGCAAUGAUUCAGUUAAAGUGGACGACGGGGAAGUUCUUCUGGUACCUGCUGUUCCAGUUCCUUAUGCUGCUCUACUUCACGUGUUUUUGCAUGAUGGCGGUGGCGGUCACGCCAGUGGAAGGGCUCGACAUGUUGCUGUCCGCCUUUGUCUACUCGCUCUGGAACCUUCUCUGCGGCUUCCUUCUCCCCUAG
Closterium sp. Yama58-4 is the source of this 525-nucleotide messenger RNA. Lineage: Eukaryota; Viridiplantae; Streptophyta; Zygnematophyceae; Desmidiales; Closteriaceae. The record is from the annotation of a GenBank genome assembly.